This is a messenger RNA of Pistacia vera, 797 nucleotides long. RefSeq names its product photosystem I reaction center subunit N, chloroplastic. Gene Ontology annotation, biological process: photosynthesis. The transcript is spliced from 3 exons. Bases 162 to 665 code for a protein of 167 amino acids. NCBI's taxonomy places the organism in Eukaryota, Viridiplantae, Streptophyta, Magnoliopsida, Sapindales, Anacardiaceae. Gene Ontology annotation, cellular component: chloroplast photosystem I. The record is from RefSeq and is a predicted model, not a curated record.
CUCCAUCCACAAUCUUUUAUCCCAAACCAAUUCCAUCAUCCUUCCACAUCAUCACUCUUCAUCAAACAUCCUCAAUCUCAUAAAACCAAAUUAGCCAUUAAGCCUCAACCAUUUUCUUCAGUUUUCAUAUUUUUGCUGAAUUUUUGAGCUCAACGGCAGCCAUGAACUCCAGUGUUUUGGCCUGCAGCUAUGCCAUUUCUGGCUCUGCAGGAUCCUCUGAGCUCAAUGCAAAGAUUGCUUCAAUGCCUUCUGUGGUCUCUCCAGGCCUCAACAAGCUGCCUGUGAUCAGGGCUCAAAUGGCUUCUGCGCCGAAAGAAUCCAGAGGAAAUGAAGCAAAGAAAGCUGCAAUGGCGUUUUUAGCAGUUACCCUUUUCACCACAAGUGUAGCUUCUUCUUCUGCUAAUGCAGGCGUCAUUGAAGAGUACCUUGAAAAGAGUAAAGUUAACAAGGAAUUGAAUGACAAGAAGAGAUUGGCUACAAGUGGGGCUAAUUUUGCUAGAGCUUACACUGUCGAAUUUGGUACCUGCAAGUUCCCUGAGAACUUCACUGGCUGCCAAGAUCUUGCCAAGCAAAAGAAAGUGCCAUUCAUCUCUGAUGAUCUGAAGUUGGAGUGUGAAGGGAAGGACAAAUACAAGUGUGGUUCCAAUGUAUUCUGGAAAUGGUGAAGAUGGAAAACUCUGAAAAUAGUUUUAUCUUUAUCACCAUGUAUCUAGUUUUCUAUUAAUGGAAUUUUACAUCUGUUUGUUUAGAAAUUCUCUUGCCGUGACAUUUUUAUAUCCCCAUCAUGUUUCUUUGCA